Lecanosticta acicola is the source of this 2121-nucleotide messenger RNA. NCBI's taxonomy places the organism in Eukaryota, Fungi, Ascomycota, Dothideomycetes, Mycosphaerellales, Mycosphaerellaceae. The record is from the annotation of a GenBank genome assembly.
AUGACUCGCAAGUGUAUCGUCGCAACUUCCCAACUCAACCAGUGGGUGCUCGACUGGGAGGGCAAUCGCGAUAGGAUUAUCGAAGCAAUCCGCACAGCAAAAUCCGCAGGUGCGACCCUCGUACUCACUCCGGAACUGUGCAUCCCCGGCUAUGGAUUGCUCGACCAUUUCCUCGAAGGAGAUGUCUACCGUCUCUCCUGGGACAUCCUCGCGGAGAUCAUUUCUCAUCCCGAUUGCCAAGAUAUCAUCAUCGACCUGGGCCUCCCCGUCAAGCAUAGAGGCUCAAGCUACAACGCCCGUGUGAUCGCACUGAAUCAGAAGAUUCUUGCUGUGCGCCCGAAGAUCGAUCUUUGCAAUGAUGGAAACUUUCGUGAGAUGAGAUACUUCUCUCCCUGGCCGAGACGCGUUGUCCAUGACUUCCGACUCCCCUCUGUCAUUCAAAAUCUAUCUCCAAAUCAGCAGUGGACCCGGAUUGGCGAAGUUGCCUUCGAGGCCAGGGACGCCACCUUUGCCUCAGAGACGUGCGAGGAACUCUGGACUCCCAAUUCGCCACACGCGUCAUAUGCGCUCGCUGGCGUUGAGAUCCUAUUGAACUCGAGCGGCAGUCAUCACGAGCUUCGAAAGCUGGACACACGGAUCAAUCUCAUCAAAGAAGCAACCGCCAAGACUGGCGGAGUCUACAUGUACUCGAACCAGCGUGGUUGCGAUGGAGAUCGACUUUAUUACGACGGCUGCUGUCUGAUCAUGAAUUCCGGCCAUUUGGUGGCCCAGGGCUCGCAAUUCUGUCUUCGCGAAGUAGAGGUGCAAACGGCGAUCGUAGACCUCGAUGAAAUCGAACCGUACCAGACCUCGAAAAGUCGAGGCAUGCAGGCACAGCGGGAAGUCGAGGCAGACUCACUCGAGCGCAUUCGGAUCGAGUUCAACCUCUGCUCGCCGCUCAACGAGUUGAAUACAGCGGCUGUUUCGGAGGCCCUCGACCCGCAAUACCAUCUGCCAGAGGAAGAGAUCGCUCUCGGACCCGCUUGCUGGGUGUGGGACUAUCUUCGGCGUUCCAAGGCUGCUGGUUUCUUAAUUCCUCUUAGCGGCGGCAUCGACAGCUGCGCCACGGCGACAAUCAUCUACAGCAUGUGUCGACUGGUGGUAUCGGAGAUCGCCCAAGGUAAUCAGACCGUCAUUGCUGAUGCUAGACGUCUGGCCGGUGAAGACCCAUUAAAUCUCAGUGCCAAGCAAUUCUGCAACAGGGUCUUCAGCACGGUCUUCAUGGGCAUGAAGGAGCAGUCUUCGAAGGAAACCAGAGGUCGUGCACAGGAACUCGCUGCUGCUAUUGGUGCCCAUCAUAUAGACACCAACAUCGACGAGAUGGUACGGUCUCUCCAUACAGUAGUGACAGGAGUUCUGGGCUUCGAGCCUAAGUUCAAAGUUCACGGCGGGUCGCAAGCAGAGAAUCUGGCUCUGCAAAACUUCCAGUCUCGCUCACGUAUGGUACUGGCGUACGCCCUGGGACAACUAAUUCCGACUUCUCGCGGCGGAACUGGUGGGCUUCUCAUUCUUGGCUCAGCUAACGUAGAUGAGUGUCUGCGCGGCUAUCUGACCAAGUACGACUGUUCCUCAGCGGACCUCAACCCCAUCGGAGGCAUCUCGAAAACAGACCUCAAGCGCUUCAUCAAAUGGGCAGAGAUCAAUUUUCAACUCCCGAUCCUGCAAGACUUCCUGGACGCCGUGCCUACCGCCGAGCUUGAACCCAUCACGGAGACAUACGUGCAGAGCGAUGAGGCGGACAUGGGCUUCACCUACGAUGAGCUCUCCGUGCUCGGUCGUCUCCGCAAGACAUUCAAGCUGGGCACCGUGGGGAUGUUCGAGAGGCUUGUCGUGGAGUGGAAAGACCGCAAACCUCGUGAUGUCGCGCAAAAGGUUCUGGAUUUCAUGUUCUACUAUGCUGUGAAUCGGCAUAAGAUGACCACAAUGACACCUGGUCUGUACCUGGAGUCGUACACGCCAGACGAUAAUCGGUAUGACCUGCGGCCCUUCCUCUACCCUGUGAGGUUUCCUUUCGAGCGUAAGAAGGUGUUGGAUUUGGUAGAUCGGAUGGAAAGAGGACAAGCUGGCAUUGAUGGGGCAUAG